This is a messenger RNA of Carassius auratus (goldfish), 2748 nucleotides long. Its product is annotated as rhomboid-related protein 1-like. Lineage: Eukaryota; Metazoa; Chordata; Actinopteri; Cypriniformes; Cyprinidae. Gene Ontology annotation, cellular component: membrane. Bases 824 to 1942 code for a protein of 372 amino acids. The record is from RefSeq and is a predicted model, not a curated record. The transcript has 8 exons. Gene Ontology annotation, molecular function: serine-type endopeptidase activity.
UUCAGAGACAGUAACCAAGCCAAAGACUUCUUUAAUGAAUAAGUUCCACAAUAUACACGAUCAUUGGGAUAUUCCAAGCACAACCAGUGAUUAAAACACCCUGAGAAUGUGUUUUAGCUUCUGUAGUAUCUGCUGCGUGUGAUUAAUGUCUGAUUUAGGAAACCCGAGUGCGCCUGCGUGCUGUGUGUGUGUGUAUGUGUGUGUGUGCACUGCAGUGAGUGUGUGUUUGUGUGUUUAGUCUCUCUUUAAGACUCCUGCAGGGUAGAUGGAGAGCUGCAGCUCUUUGGACACGCCCCCCUCGCCUCUGAUUGGCUGCAGACCACCGCCUCCUUCCCCUCCUUCAUUGGUAUUCAGGUGGUACUGUCUUUGUGGAGGACAGAGGAGAGAGAGAGGGAGAGAUUUACAGGGGUAAAGGCGACUUGAGCACAACGAGACAGGCGAGCGGAGAGUGACAGACGGGCUGAGGAAGGAAAGUGAGAGAAAACUGGACUGGCUGCAAGCUAGGGGUGAUUUUGAGGUGGACAGAAGAGGGUGUGAAAGUGCCACAAGGGUCUUUUGGGUCUGGUUGGUGAGUGAGACCCUGGAUUUGAACCCGGCUGGACUCAUCCGAACCCUGGACUGACGGCUCCGCUGUCUUCCCUCAUCAGAGGACGUCCUGCACUCCACUGGCCUUUACUGUGUGCGCGUGCGAGGGGUCUCUCUCCCCGCUGGGGAGGCGUGCCGCGCAGACGGACCGCUGGCGAGUGUGUGUGUACGUGUCUCUGCGUGUCAUUUCCCCCUAUGUCCUUCUUUUUGUGGCUGUGUGCGCACCAGGGCCCAGUAUAUGGAUAGAAGCUCUCUGUUCCAGCUCAUACAAGAGCAGCUGGACCCAGAGCAGACUGGUUUUAUAGCAGUGGAGAACUUCACCAGUCUAGCUGAGCACCAUGAGUUACAGCUGGACCCCAGUAAACUGGAGAUGCUGCUGGCGCUGGUACAGAGCAACGAACACGGACACGUCUGCUACCAGGAGCUCAUAGAACUGCUGAACAGUAAACGUUCCAGUAGUUUUCGCCGAGCCAUUGCAAAUGGGCGUCGCACCCUGCAGCGUGAGAUCCUAUUGGAUGAGACGGGGUUGGGCGUGUACAAGCGCUUCGUGCGCUACGUGGCCUAUGAGAUCCUGCCAUGCGAGACGGACCGCCGAUGGUACUUCCAUCAGAGCAGACUCUGCCCUCCUCCUGUGUUCAUGGCCAUCAUUACCAUUGUACAGAUCAUAGUGUUUAUGUGUUACGGCGUGAUGCUCAAUAAAUGGGUGUUGCAAACCUACCAGCCAGAUUUCAUGAAGAGUCCGCUGGUGUAUCAUCCCGGACACCGCGCACAAAUCUGGAGGUUCUUCAGCUACAUGUUCAUGCAUGUUGGAUUAGAGCAGUUGGGUUUCAACGCUCUUCUCCAGCUGAUGAUUGGUGUUCCUCUGGAGAUGGUUCAUGGGAUCCUGAGGAUCAGUCUGCUGUAUAUGGCUGGAGUCGUCGCUGGUUCUCUGACGGUGUCCAUCACAGAUAUGCGCGCUCCGGUGGUGGGGGGGUCCGGCGGGGUCUAUGCACUCUGCUCAGCACAUCUCGCCAACGUUGUCAUGAACUGGGCUGGUAUGAAGUGUCCAUACAAAUUGCUACGGAUGAUUCUUGCGCUUGUUUGCAUGAGUUCAGAGGUGGGCCGUGCCGUAUGGCUGCGUUUCUCCCCGCCCCUCCCCUCCUCCGGACCGCAGCCCAGUUUCAUGGCUCAUCUGUCGGGCGCAGUGGUGGGCAUCAGCAUGGGGCUUCUGAUCCUGCGGAGCUAUGAGGAGUCUCUGCAUAAACAGUGCUCCUGGUGGGUCCUCAUCUUCUCCUUCAUCACCUUCCUCCUCUUCGCUAUCUUCUGGAACAUUUUCGCUUAUGAGCUGCUCGGGGUACAGAUCCCGCCCCCUCCCUGAUGACACGCCCCCCUCUGGUGGCCCCCAAAAGCCACGCCCCCCUGUCCGACACAGGUCCCACCUCAAUCUACUCCGCUCGACCAGCAGUGGAGACACGGACGUAAAAACCGGAAGGUGUGAAACGAAAACACAUACUCACAUUCCCUACAGAAGCAGCGAACACAAACGGCGUGGUAUUUUUAAUGAACACUCGGAGGGAGCUCAAGGGUCCGGUGAGCUUAUCUGAACAGACCAUCAGUACGUCAUACACUCAAAACAUGCACAUACACACACACACACACAUCAAAUUUGUUGUGUAUUUCAGCCCGAGGCUCAUUCAUGAUGCCUUUCUGUAUAGUUUAGAUUUGACUCAGCCUGUUAUGCAUUACAGAUGCCAUCCGUAGUAGAUGAAAUCUCACAGACUAAACACAAAGCCUUACACUUGAAGACACAGCGAGGUAGUCCUCAGUGAGGUAGGGGGUUGAUGCUGAGGUCAUCUGAUGCUGUUUGUUUUUGGAUAAUUAAGGAUCGGGUUCGUUAAAAUUAUGUUUCUGAAGCUGUUUCAUGCUUUACUUUGUUCCUAAACAGACAGAAACGGAAACAUUCACUCUGUUCCAAAUCAUAGUGGGCUUUCUAUGUGGGCAGAAUGUAAUAAGUGUUACCUUUUUCCAAAUAUGAGCACAGAAUUUUCAAAAAAGCAAUUCCAGAAUGUAUUGCAACAAGCUCCAAAAAUUCUAAAAAUGUUUAUAAAUAUGUUUUUUGAAAGACGUCUCUUAUCCUCAUCAAGGCUGCAUUUGUUUGAUAAACAAUACAGUAUAAAUAUGAAA